Molecule: messenger RNA, 5858 nt
Organism: Lepisosteus oculatus (spotted gar)
Lineage: Eukaryota; Metazoa; Chordata; Actinopteri; Semionotiformes; Lepisosteidae
Gene: gabrb3
Product: gamma-aminobutyric acid type A receptor subunit beta3
Biological process (GO): chloride transmembrane transport; nervous system process; chemical synaptic transmission
Cellular component (GO): neuron projection; synapse; GABA-A receptor complex
Molecular function (GO): chloride channel activity; GABA-A receptor activity; extracellular ligand-gated monoatomic ion channel activity
Source: RefSeq, a predicted model, not a curated record
CUUUGCUUUAUAGUGAAUCAUUUAUGCUUGGCAUGUCAAUUUCCACAAACUCAAGGCAACGUGGUUAGAAUCGCCCCGAUUCAAUGACUGUCCAGCGCAACAGUGAAAAAACCUACACCGCGAAUGUCGACAUAAAUUCUGUAGCGGCAUGGAAUUGCACAAAAUCGGAGGUGUUACAAGUAGAUGAUGUUUAGUGCGUUUGCAUAAUCUUGUUGGGACCGACGUAUGUGGUUUUCUAAAAAGGAUUUUUAAAAGGAGCGGGAUUUAUGCUGGGUAGCUGAGCAGCAGAAGACAAAACUCAAGGGGAGAUGGAACCAUGGUCUGGCUGAGACCGAACCACAAAAAUAUAUUUCUGCCAUUGCCGGCAAUGUUUCAGGCAACAUGCAUCUGCCUUCCCGAGUGCUCUUUUUAAUUACCGCUUUAGCAUCCAAGAGGGAGUACGUGGAAAAACGGAUUGUGACAGAUAUUUACUGACAUAAGACAUCGCAUGGACCAGCAACGACUUCUUUAUCAAACACCUGCUAAGGGAAUACAUUUAUCUUUACUUAUCCGGUCAGCCUCAACACUGUACUGACACCUAACGUUUUAACGUCUUGUUGAUAAACUCCUUGACAUAAACGAUCCUGAGGAAUGUGGGGAUUACAGAAAAGGAGACUAUUUGGUGUUCUUUCAGCACCCGUGAUAGUAGCAGUUAUGUGCUGUGCACAGAGCGCCAACGAGCCAGGGAACAUGUCUUUCGUGAAAGAGACUGUGGACAAACUGUUAAAAGGAUAUGACAUUCGCCUUCGACCAGACUUUGGAGGUCCCCCGGUUGCCGUGGGAAUGAGCAUAGACGUUGCGAGUAUAGACAUGGUGUCAGAAGUCAAUAUGGAUUACACAUUGACUAUGUACUUUCAACAGUACUGGAGAGACAAGAGGCUUGCAUAUUCAGGAAUCCCAUUAAACCUGACACUUGAUAACCGGGUAGCGGAUCAGCUGUGGGUGCCUGACACCUACUUUUUAAAUGAUAAGAAAUCCUUUGUCCAUGGCGUUACAGUGAAAAACCGGAUGAUUCGCCUACAUCCAGAUGGUACAGUGUUAUAUGGCCUGAGGAUCACAACAACAGCUGCCUGUAUGAUGGAUCUGAGGAGGUACCCACUGGAUGAACAGAACUGCACCUUGGAAAUAGAAAGCUAUGGCUACACAACAGAUGAUAUUGAAUUCUACUGGAGAGGUGGGGACAGUGCAGUCACAGGUGUGUCCCGGAUUGAGUUGCCUCAAUUCUCCAUUGUGGAACACCGACUGGUUUCGAAGAAUGUUGUCUUUGCCACAGGUGCCUACCCACGAUUGUCUCUGAGCUUUAAGUUAAAGAGAAAUAUUGGAUACUUCAUUCUUCAGACCUACAUGCCCUCAAUUCUGAUUACCAUCUUGUCUUGGGUGUCAUUUUGGAUCAAUUAUGAUGCCUCUGCUGCAAGAGUUGCUUUGGGAAUUACAACGGUAUUGACGAUGACAACAAUCAACACCCAUCUUCGAGAGACGCUACCCAAGAUUCCCUAUGUCAAAGCUAUAGACAUGUACCUGAUGGGCUGCUUUGUUUUUGUCUUCUUGGCCUUGCUUGAAUAUGCUUUUGUCAACUACAUCUUUUUUGGAAGAGGCCCACAAAUGCAGAAGAAGCUUGCAGACAAAGCAGAAAAGGCUAACAAUGACAGGACCAAAUAUGAGGGCAACAGGUCUGUUCUGGAAGGAGGCAAUUGCAAGCCAACGUCUGUUAAACAGUCCAAUCAGGCGCAAGGGCAUCGGCACUCACGAGCGGUGGAUGCCCAUGGAAAUAUUUUGUUAACGACAUUGGAGAUUCACAACGAAGUGGCAGGCAACGAGAUCACAACCAGCGUCACGGAAUCGAGGAAUUCCUCCACAGCCUUCGACAACUCAGGAAUCCAGUACAGGAAACAGAGCAUGCCUCGGGAAGCCGUUGGACGUCACAACUUGGACCGCAGCGCCCAGCUAAAGAAGAGCCGCCUAAGGAGAAGGUCCUCCCAGCUCAAAAUAAAAAUUCCCGAUCUGACUGAUGUGAACGCUAUUGACAGAUGGUCGAGGAUAGUGUUCCCCCUAGCAUUUUCACUCUUCAACUUAAUUUACUGGCUUUACUAUGUGAACUAAAUGUUGAGUUGGGAAUCUUUGGUUCUUUCUUUUUGAAAAGACUGCUUCUAUGUCAAGGGUAGAAUUGUUUACCCCUUUUGUCAAAGUUUUUAUACUUGCAAUCUUACCUAAAGUAGGGUUUACAAAUGAAUUGCAAACGUUCACACACAAUUUUAUAAAGACCUAUAAAAAAUGGAUACCCACCGAAUAUAAGCACUGAAGGAGCAUGCAUGAUAUAAUCAAAAAAAGUGGGGAAAAAACUACUUGCCCAUUUCACAGACUGGAAAGAAAGAGCUAUUACCUGAUAAAUAAAAGCAUAUAGUAAUGACUGCAGUAUUUAAUCUGAACCUUAUAAAAUGCAAUAUACAGAAAUGUGGGUUUGAUUAAACAAUUAGGUUGUAGUACCAUUAAAAUUAUACACUUUCCAUGUUCUGAUGAUGCUCAUAUUUAUGCACAUGAAAGUAACGGGAUGUACAUAAUCAUGUUUUAUGAUGCUUAUGGAUUCAAAUUUUUGUGAUGAUAUCAUAUGCAUAUAAAUAUAUUUGCCUUGAUUAGGUAUGUUUCUCAUGGGGCACACUACGCCCUGUUUAUCGUAAACUGCGCUAUGUAAUCUUGCUUUACAGUAUGUAUUUCUUACAGCACACUCUAGAAAACAAUAGAUCUUAAAGCAUUUCAGGAUACAGCUUUGUUUAAAACAUCUCAUUAACACAAGGGUUAAUGUUUUUUCAACAGAAAGAAAAAAAUGCUUGAGAACAUAAUUUGCUAGCAGCACUGAAAGUGUUGCAUUUAAUAUUAUUUUUGAUGUUGGCUAAUUAAGAAUGAGUAUCCUGUUAAAGGAUCAGAAUUUUUCUAAUGUAUUUUGUUCAUUUUUUAGAUUGUUAUACAAUUACUUGUCUCAGGAUCCACAUAUAGACAUAUAUACAGUACAUAACAUUCACUGACAUCAACACUUUUAUCUUUGAAGUCACAUUGAAAGCACCAUAAAUGUUGUACUUAAUUUUGUAAGAUAACUAUAUAUCCAUAUACAGUAUAGGUGACUAUUGCAUAGUUUAUUUUAUCUUGUGCUUUAUAUUGUGACAGCAUGAUUUUAUUUUUGUGUAGAUUACAUACGGAUCACAGUUUGUUUUUCCAGCAUUUUAUAUUUGGUUGCUGCUAACGGUCAUUCUAAUACUUUUUGCCGUGUUUUGUGAAACAGUGACUGUACAUAGCUUGCUAUGUUAUUACAUACAGUAUACAGUAAAAGUGUACUUCAAUAGGUCUAUACAAACCACUUCCUCAAAAUGACAUAUGGCCAUUCAAUAAAUAUCUAAAUGCUGUUCACAACAUUAAUUUAUUGGGUUAAUGUUAUAUAUAAAGUAUAUUUAUUACACUAGUAGUUAUUCAUUAUUUGUACAUUAUCAGUACAGUAUAUUACACACUAUCUUACUGUGUUAACCUUUUUAUUUUGAAACUGUAAACCCAUAUUCUGUUAUUGCAUAUAACACAGUGAUAAUAUGUUUUUUUAUCUGUUUCUGAGGUAUAUGUGAGGAAAAAAUUAUUAUUAUUAUUAUUAUUAUUAUUAUUAUUAUUAUUAUUAUUAUUAUAAAUUUGGAAUUGCAUCAGGAGAUAACCUAGACUGAAUAAAAACACAUUAAAUUAAAAAUACCAAAACAGGUAUAGAGGCAAACAAGAAUUUAUGGAGAAAGUUCAUUAGAAACAGAACAUAAUGGGUGAUGGAAGUUAGUAUUCUUAAACAAUGAACUCAAAUUACAUAAUCUCUGUGUUAAAAUAUCUCAGACUGCAGGCCAUCAAAGCACAGAUAGUGAUUCUUCUGCCCAGGGGGUGUAUUUCAAUCAGGAAAUAACCACAAUUCCAAUAUACACAAAACUGUAUCAAUAGUGAAUGAUUUGUUUCUAAACACUUACCCUUUUUUGUUAUUUAGAUUUUAGUGAUAAUAAAACAUUUUGUAAGAAACAAAUAAAACUUUCUAUUGGAAAUGUAUAUAUUAUUUUGUUGUUACUUAGUUUUUCCUUUUUUCUUCUUUUCCAGUUACAGAGUAUUUGUAGAUAAAACUGGCAAUAUGCACCCCACACUAUUACAGUCUAUCUUCAGUAUAAUGGGAACGUUUUAAAUAUUCAAAAUUUUGUCAAAAGACUAGUUCAACACUAGUUUUAAAAGACAGGUUGUUUGUUUUGGAAGUUGAAAGUACAUCUAAAUUUACAUGUUUUACAUGCUAUAUAAACGGGUAUUUUAUUUAAAGCCAUUUUCCCUUAUAAACACAAUGGUUUGACAUCAGGCCACUAUUUCGGCGUUUUGGAUUCAGUCAGCAGGCUGGCUUAAAGACAAGUGGCACAUUUCUCAAAGCUUUUAAAAGGUCAGGGAGGACAAGCAAUUAUGCUGCUUUGUGUCAGGUAUCAGAGGUUUUCAGAAAUCUGGAGAAGACUUAAUACAAUUCAUCAGAUAUAAGUACUGUACAUUCUUACGGUGUGUUACAAAACAGGGAAAGACAUGUGACAUUUGGAGAAGCUGUGAUCUGGUAUCACAGCAGAGUCCUUUCAGGUCAAUAUCAUGAGAUAUGAAUAGAGAAGAUAAGAACUGCCCACACCCGUAUAACCUGUAAGCCCUAGAAGUAAUAAACUCGUUAGUUUCUGAUAAAUAUGACUGGUAACUAGGAUACUAAAGCCUGUGAUAAACUACCAACUUCUCAUUUGUUAUUGCGGAAUCAAUCAAUGUGCAGUAAGGGCCUAAGUGAACCUGAUGAUUGCAAAGAAUUAAGCAUUACAUUUCAGCAUCCAGGUGUUUUUUUCUUCAGGAGUCAUUUCCCAGUGCCGAUAUAACUUUAUUACUCUUUUAUAUUGACAACAAGCAGCUUCUUGCUAAAAUUGGGAUGUACAGUACAGUGAAAGCAACAAAUUUAUCUUUGAUAUAUAUAUUUUUAAUACCUAAUGCUCUAAAUGUGUGUGUUGGGAAUCAGAUUGGAAGAUCACCAUUAUUUAAGUAUGCUGAGGACAAACGUAUGGUUUUACAUGAUAAACUUUAUUAUACAUAGUAUUAAUUUCUCGUCUUAUGUAAAGUGCAUUCAUCGUUACUGUUUCCAUUGUUGUAUUGCCUUUGCACACCGUACUAAAAAACAAUCUAUUUUUAUUUUGUCGUUUACAGCUCUAGAUAUUUGUGAUUAUUUUAAAUUUUGGUUAUGUACUGUAAGCUGCAUACAAAAAGCCAUAAUGCUAAGUUUAAGUAUGGUAUUGUAUAAAAUCAUUAUGUUGUUUUUAGAUUAGUACAGUAGAAUCACUUCAUAGCUUCAAUAAAGUGUAAUUUGAGAUUUGUCAAGAUAUUGUAAACCAUUAAGACAUAACUCUUCAUAAAUGGAAACCAAAAUUGUAUCCAAAUUUAUUUAGGUUUCAUAUUUAAGGUGUUUUUUGUUUUGAAACAAAUGUAAUUGUAGGUUUAAUUUAUUUAAAAAUAGUCAUUUUAAAAUACAUUAAGAAACUGAGACUAAACAUUAUUUUUGUCAGGGAUAUUAAGUUGAAAUCAUGAAAGAAUGAAUGUAUUUGCUUCAAACACUCACUUUAAGUUAUAUCUAUUACAUAAUUAUGUCUGUUGUGUUUGUGUUUACAAAUCCCUGUAAGCAAAGUAUGGUUUUAUAAAUUAAGGGAAGACUUCACUUCAGAUUAACUACAGAUAUUGAGAUACACUGUAGGUAACGUGAAUGUGAGUGAGAUACUUUUUGCAGAAAAGCAAUAAAAGAUUGUUUAACAACA